Messenger RNA from Ostreococcus lucimarinus CCE9901, 1603 nucleotides. RefSeq lists its product with no specific name. The coding region runs from base 144 to 1541 and encodes 465 amino acids. The transcript has a single exon. Gene Ontology annotation, molecular function: metal ion binding. Lineage: Eukaryota; Viridiplantae; Chlorophyta; Mamiellophyceae; Mamiellales; Bathycoccaceae. The record is from RefSeq and is a predicted model, not a curated record.
CGCGAGCGCGCCGCGAGCGCACCGCGCGCGCGUCGCGCGUCGAUCGGCGCGUCGCGCGGCGAACGCGGCGAACGGACGCGCGGCGAACGGACGCGCGCGGCGAACGCGGACGCGAUCUCGCGAGGGCGGCGACCUCGACCGCGAUGACGCCGGAGGCGCAGCGCGCGGCGCGAGAGCGCGCGAAACGCGCGCUGGAGAUGGGACGGAUGUCGCCGACGUCCGGGACGGGCGGACUGGCGCGGAACGGGUCGUUCGAGCGGUCGGACGCGUGCUUCGAUUGGUCGCGGGGAUCGUGCGCGCGCGCCGACUGUCGGUUUUCGCACGAGGGCGAAGCGGGAGGGAAUCCCGCGGCGGGGGGGGUGAUGGGACGCGGCGUGGGGUCGCCGCACAGAGCGGCGGCGGGCGUGUGCUUCGAUCACGCGAAAGGGACGUGUAAGCGGGGGGAUCAGUGUCGGUUUUCUCACGACGUCGCCGCGGUGGCGGCGUUCGCGAAAAUCGCCUCGGCGAGCGGGUCGCCGACGGGAUCGCCGACGAACGGUAGAGUAGGUGGGGUGAGCAUUCCGAAGCCGCUGCCGAUAGCGGGAGGGCUGAACGCGGUGGCGAGACCGGUGACGAUGGCGAAGGAGCCGACGCCGGCGCCGAUCGCGCAGCGAAGCGGGGCGAUAGACUACGCGUCCGCCGCCAAAGCUGGAGUGACCGUCGCGACUGAAGGCUCGUUCGCGGCGGCGUUGGUCGGAAGAAAGGCGAGCUUGGAUCCACCGUUACCCACGGCACCGAUGCCCGCGGUGGCGGCUUUGGAGAAGUCGCCGACGCUCACGACGAGCGGGGCGUCGGUGCCGACGCCACGCUUCCCGACACCGAACGGUGCGUCCGCGGCGCCCGUAGCGGGCGCUAACGGCGCAAAGCCGGCGGUGAUGGGUGGACCUACGUUUCAGUUCGGUACUGGUUCGAUGUUAGCUAGCGAUCAAGCCGCGGACGAUUCGCCGAAUGCGAUAAGCUUUGGGAACGCGUCGUCGCCGAAGACGUACCCAAAGUACCCGAAGCCUGAGUUUGCGUUCGGUGCGGGAGCGGAAGCGCCGAGCCGUAUGCCGAAUGUCGGUGAAGGCUUCGUUCCUCCCGUACCCGCGGGCCCACCGCCGGAGGCGAAUCAACGCGCUCAACCUGUGGCGCCGGGUUUCGGAUUUUCUCAACCCGGCGGUUUCGGCGUCGCGACGCCCGAGAAAUCGGCGCCGCACGCGAACGCUUGGGAUAGAAACGCGCGGCCGAACGGGGGCGUGGCUGCAGCGGAUGGAAGCUCGCAGCUUGGAGCGGCGUGGGGCGUGAGCGGCAUGGGCAUGGAAGGUCUCGCCGAGGACGUCUAUAGCAACGUUGGAGCGUACGACGCUCUCGGCGGUCGGUCUCCGUUUGGUGUCGGCCUGGGCUACUCGCUUUUCUCUCCCGCCGCCGCUCCGCAGCCCGAAAGUGUUGGGCAACAGGCGCAAGGCCAGCCGCAAAGCAUGUGGGGUGGCGCGACAGGCUUCGGCGGUUCGUUUGGCUUCUAAGCGUUCGCGUCGAGCUUUCGAGCGAACCCCGCGGGAUUCGACCUAGCGAUCGUGAGACUCGU